Messenger RNA from Chenopodium quinoa (quinoa), 930 nucleotides. RefSeq lists its product as uncharacterized. Bases 1 to 930 code for a protein of 309 amino acids. The transcript is spliced from 5 exons. Lineage: Eukaryota; Viridiplantae; Streptophyta; Magnoliopsida; Caryophyllales; Amaranthaceae. The record is from RefSeq and is a predicted model, not a curated record.
AUGGGCUCUCUGGCUGAGGAGGAGCUGUUUCGGAGUUUAACGGCUGCAAACGAUGAAGCUAACAGCCGGGCUAAUGACCUUGACAAGCAGCUGAAGGAUGCCAAGUCUGAUCUCAAGGCAUUAGAGGAUGCUGACAAAGAGAAUGUCCAACUCCGGACUGACAAUGACCGCCUGAAGCUCGAGCUCAUGACCCAGCGCAACAUGCAGGCGGAUGAGCUGGCCAAGGAGCAAACCCGGAUGACCGAGGAGAAUGAGCGGGACAACUUGGCCCGGCUGAAGAUCACCGGGGGCCUCCUCUACCCAGAAAUAGACUUUGAGAGUGGCUCCACCAGACCUUCUCCCUCUAAGCAAUCCCGAUCCAAAAUCCAAAAGACUGGGACAGGUGAUGUGAGUGCAUCCGGCAAGAACCGGAAGUACAUUGCUUACAAGCCCAAAAGAGGAGACAACUCUACUCUCGAAGCUAACAGGGAGGUCAGCAAACCGGAUGCCACUCAGGCAUUGAAGGCUCCUGUGCAAAGGCCGACCGUUGUCCAGAUGGCCAAGGAGAUGCUGAGGGCGCUUGAUCUAGAGGAAAAGGCGUCCGUGAGAGGAGUCGGCACCCUUAUCUUGGAUGCCAUCUUGGGGAAUCUCUAUGAGGCGGAUGCCAACCUGCAGCUAAAGAUAGGCCUGGAUUCGGCUCGCUCCAAAAUUAUUGACCUUAAGGCCGAAAUUAAAGGUCUUAAGGAAAAGCUUGAGCCUCUGCAAGAGGACAAGAAAGAGGCCGAGAGGGCUAAGGAGCGGGUUGGUCGUCUGGAGAUGCGCCUAGCGAACAAGGAGAAGCAGCUGAAGGCCAAGUCUAAGUCCCGAGCUGAGGAGGAGAAGGAGGCCCUUGUCAAACAAAUGAUGGAAGACUGUGAGUCCAUCAUGCGGAUGGCAUGGGAGGCGGUAUAG